CACGUCGCAAACAACCUUCUAGUCUCCUAUAGGUCAUAUAUACCUUUCACCUCUUUUGCCUUGCAUCGUUUAUUUGGAGUUUGGACACGCGAGUAGAAAUAUUCACUCCUUCUCCAGUUGAUUUGUAUUUGGUAUAGGACUCCAGCAUCCUCGCAUCGUCACUAGCUAGGGAACCGUUCGCGAAGAUGAAUAUCAUCUACUCAACUGUCAACACCAUCCGGGACAAAUACACACCCGUAAGCCAUACGUCCACCUUCCGAAAGACGGGCCAAAUCACUCCCGAGGAGUUCCUAGCGGCUGGCGACUAUCUUGUCUUCAAGUUUCCAACCUGGUCCUGGGCAGAUGCGGAUUCCGACUCUAAGCGUGUUAGUUACCUCCCACCCGGAAAGCAGUUCUUAGUCACUCGAAACGUUCCUUGUAACCGCCGCCUCGAUGAAGAUUUUGCUGGGGAUGCCGGUCACGAGGAAGCUGUCGUUGGUGAUGGCGAUGAUUUCAAUCUCAAAGGUCGUGCAGACGAUGACGGCUGGUUGCGCACUGGCGGCCUAAGCAGUUCGCAACCGCUCAAGGCUAAGGACGUUCGAACCGUCGAUGACGCGGGGAAUGUGGGGGACAGUAUAGAUGACGAGGAUGAGAUUCCAGAUAUGGAAGACGAUGAUGACGAGGAAGCCAUCAUUCGAGAUACUGAUCCGCAUAAGAAAACAGGGGCCCGCCGCACAUACACCCUCUACAUCAUGUAUUCUCCUUACUACCGAACACCCCGUCUCUACCUAUCCGGUUAUUCUGAAGGACAGCCCCUUGCUCCACAUCUUAUGAUGGAGGAUAUCGUUGGCGACUACAAGGACAAGACGGUCACGUUGGAAGAUUUUCCUUUCUUCGCCAACAACGUCAAGAUGGCUAGCGUACAUCCCUGCAAGCACGCUUCCGUCAUGAAAACCCUUCUAGAUCGCGCGGACGCGGCCCUCAAGAUUAGGCGCGACAAGAUGAAGUCAGGGAAGAUAGUAGGGAAUGACCCUGGUAUGGAAGGCCUCGUAGACGAGAUCAACAAACUAGAUGUCAAAAGUGCCGAAGUCGCUGCCGAGUCAAGCAAUGACGACUGGGAGGAAGUCGACGUCGAGGACCAAGAGGUGGCUAUCCGCGUGGACCAAUACCUCGUUGUAUUCCUCAAGUUCAUGGCUAGCGUAACUCCUGGUAUCGAGCAUGAUUUCACAAUGGGUGUGUAGCUUGUCGACAUUGCAUCAUUUAGCUGAGGUGAAUAGGCUUGUUUGUUAAUUGUUAGUACACUCAUGGCGGCGUUCGGAAUUUGGAUACGGAUUACAACGGCCAGAGCCCAGGGUCUGAUUUUUGUUUAUUACCCUCGAUGAAUAGCACUAUCUCAUUGAUGUACAAGUUCUUACGUCAAGUAUAGCCCUCUCAUGCGGCAUGGGGCGUGACUACGAACAACUUGUGAUGGGACAUCGAUCCAGGCUUGGUUAAUGCCCUCGCCUUGCCUAGUCGACACUAGAUCAGAGCUGACAACUUACGACCCUCUCAUUAUGAACGUAGGUAGUUGACGAACGUACGAUUAGGGCUACGUCAUUCCAUCAAUAAAUAGGUAUAAUUUCAUCCAACCACAUUUCUCUGCCUAUCCAUGUCGAGGAAAUUAUAUAC
This is a messenger RNA of Annulohypoxylon maeteangense, 1647 nucleotides long. RefSeq names its product autophagocytosis associated protein. NCBI's taxonomy places the organism in Eukaryota, Fungi, Ascomycota, Sordariomycetes, Xylariales, Hypoxylaceae. Bases 186 to 1220 code for a protein of 344 amino acids. Gene Ontology annotation, biological process: autophagosome assembly; autophagy of mitochondrion; nucleophagy. Gene Ontology annotation, cellular component: cytoplasmic ubiquitin ligase complex; cytosol. Gene Ontology annotation, molecular function: Atg8-family ligase activity. The record is from RefSeq and is a predicted model, not a curated record. The transcript is spliced from 3 exons.